UCCGUUGCAGAUUGAUAUGGUGAUUGCGCCUGUCAAGUUUUUUUAAAUGUUAUUGCGAUAAUUUAGUUUAAGAUUUUUGGUACAUAGGUUACACACAGACUGAAUCGAACUUCCCGUAUUAAAUGGAUAAGAAAAACGUGCUGAAACGUAAUUUUGGAAAUCUGGCUGAUUCGGACGUGGAAAAUAUAGGCGAUGAAGUUCCAACCUCGCAACCGAUCUCCAAAAAAGUGCGAUGCUUAAAUGAACAAAAUACAGAUGAGGAUAACGGCAAGAAAAUCAACGGAAUGAGUGGACUACCAGACGACUUGAAUUGUUUUUUCGAUGACGACGAUAAUUUUAAUAUUAACUUGGAUGCGCUGAAUGAUGCAGAGCAAUUAACUCUAGAUCUAACAAGCUGGAAACGGUGCAGGAUUGUUUCUGUGCAGAAAGAUAUUCGUACGGUCACAUUAGUUGUACAACAAAAAACAAGUAACAUGAAAGCGAAAUGUGUUCUGGAACCACCUUGGUUGUCGCUUCAGCUGAAGGAAGGCGAUGUAGUUUCAGUGAAAGGCGCUUUUGAUAGAAGCAAUCAUUUGUACAGGAUCAGCAAUGAAGAUGGAAUGAUUGUUACGGACCCAGACUAUUUGGUAUCAGGCACGUCCGUUGUUGGGGCACUCUACUGUCAGAGACGUGGAGUUCUGCAGGAUCGAUUUCGGGGCGUGGAUGCGGACAAUAGAAUUAUGACUAUUGGAACGAUCGUGCACGAAUUGCUACAGAGAAUACUAAGGAACAAGCUAAUGGAUAUGGCUGAUAUUGUUGCUGCAGGACGGGAACUUCUCAACUCUAAGCAUAUGGCCCAAAUGUUGUAUGCAUGUAAAAUGAGUCGGGUAGAAGCUGCAAAAGAAGUUGAACAAUUUUAUCCGAGAAUCUACGAUUUUAUCAAAAACCAUGUGCACCAUUCCAGCAAGAAAUUUACUCCUACAAAGACGGAUAUACAAAUUCUCGCGAUAAAUGACAUUGAGGAGAACAUUUGGUGUCAUCAGUUGGGACUUAAGGGGAAAAUCGAUGUGACAGUUGAGGCGAAAUGUGGAAGCGAUCAACAAAAGCAGUUAAUGCCCCUUGAAUUGAAAACAGGUCGUGCCAGUUUCUCAGCGGAACACAAGGGACAGGUCGUUCUAUAUGAAAUGAUGAUGAACACGAUUGGUCAUCACGUUGACAAAGGUAUCUUGCUUUAUCUUCGUGACGGAAAAUUUUCCACAGUGUCCGCCAAUCGCAACAUGAAACGUGACUUGAUCAUGCUACGAAACGAAGUUGCAUACUAUUUAUCACGGGGGCUACCAAAUACUGACAGUUCAAAGUUUAAUCUGGCUAGGGAUAUUUUGCAGCUACCGGAGCCACUGAAUAAUCAGCAUAUCUGUUCGCGAUGUCCAUUCAGCGUAAUCUGUACGGCCUAUUUGAAACACGAGAAACGAGAUUUUCCAGAUAGCCACUCCAUCAAACUUAUUGCUGAAGAAUCAUUGAAUCAUUUGAACGAUAGACAUAUCGAUUAUUUUAUCCGAUGGGCUGGACUGAUUUUUCUUGAAGAUGAAGAAGCUAGGAAGGGUUUCCACAUAAAACACCUAUGGACCAAGAGCCCAGAGAUAAGACAUAAAAUUGGACGUGCAGCUAUUAAUUUGCGAUUGUCUGGUCGUGUCUUCAAGGCGGAAGACGAGUAUUUCCAUACAUUUACAUUUGAUAGCAAUCUGAACGACUCCCAGUGUAUGACUCAAUUACCAGCUAACGAAUACAUGUCUGCAUUUUUCGAGAUAAAGGAAUAUUUAAUCUGUAGUACUUCAAAACGAAUAGCAGUAGCCGCUGGCCGUGUGGUAGGCAUAGGCAAGCGAGAAGUUACUUUGAGCUUAGAACGAGAUCUUAGCCAACAUUACGCUCAAGAGAUGUUCCAUUUGGACAAGUACGAGUCGCAAACGUUGAUGACCUUCAAUUUGACGAACGUUGGGGUCCUGCUUGAUAACACGGAACGUUCGGACAGCUUACGACGCAUUAUCAUUGACCGUGAAAAGCCAACAUUUACCCGGACCGUACCGGCUGCGAUAUCUGCUGAAGCAAAGCAGAUUCUACAGAACCUCAACAAACACCAAAAAAUAGCGGUACUCACUGCCGUUGGAACCAAGAGCUACUGUUUGUUCAAAGGUCUCCCAGGGACGGGGAAAACUCAAACCGUAAUAGCGUUGAUUCGACUACUGGUAGCUAUGAAAAAAUCCAUCCUGAUUACGAGCAAUACCCAUUCUGCCGUGGACAACGUACUGCGACGGUUGCUGCCAUACAACAUUAAAUUUAUGCGAUUAGGUUCCACAUCGCGUAUCGAUCCUGUGCUGAAAGAUUUCAGCGAGGCUAGCUUGAUAGAGAAUUGUUCGACCCCGGAAGAACUCGCAGCGGUGUACAGUUCAUAUCAAAUUGUCGGUGUAACAUGCCUCGGGGCUGCCCAUUCGAUGCUCGUUCAAAAAACUUUCGACUUUUGUAUCGUGGACGAAGCGACCCAGGUAUUCCAAAGUGCUGUAAUCAGACCGUUGCUGUUUUCGGACAAGUUCGUUUUGAUCGGUGACCCAGAUCAGUUGCCUCCGGUUAUAAAAUCGCGUAAAGCCAAAGAUCUGGGGGCUGAUGAGAGUUUGUUCUUCCGGUUAGAUGUGGAACAAUCUUGCUGUGUGCUGCCUACACAGUAUCGCAUGAAUAGAAUCAUUACCAAGUUGGCCAACGAUUUUUCCUACAAAGGGAAAUUGCUGUGCGCAAACGAGGAAGUCGCCAAUUCUGCGAUGAAACUUUCACAGGCACAGAGUAUGCAACAGAAGCAUAAGCUGGAAAAGUGGCUUCUACGAACGACGGCGUCACAACUUGAGCUAUCGGUUGUGCUAAUUAACACGCUGAACACAUUCAAAAGCAGCCUGUCAUACAAUACGAACAGGAAGCGUGAAUACUCAUAUGUUGCAAUGGAUAGUAACCCAGAGGAAGAUCCGAAGGCGAUCUACGAAAACUAUUGCGAAGCUGCCAUCGUAUUCUACACUAUCAUGGCGCUGGUUGAAUCCGGUAUUGACGGUAGUUCAAUUGGAGUGAUAGCCCCAUUCAGGGCACAAGUGGAUCUUCUACGAUAUUAUCUUGAACUGCUCAACAAACUGUAUGAAAAUCAGGACGAAACAAAUACCGGCAAGAAGUUGGACAUCGAAAUCAACACCGUAGAUCAAUAUCAGGGCAAAGACAAGGAUAUCAUAUUUUACUCCUGUACAAAAUCGAGCAACCCCAAUUUGGUCGGUACCGAGAAUGCAACCGCAAGCGAAUAUGCAAUUCUCGAAGAUCACAGAAGACUGACGGUGGCGAUAACAAGAGCUAAGAAGAAGUUGAUAAUCCUGGGUGAUACUCAGUGUCUCGAAAGAUACACUCCAUUCCAGAAUCUGUUCGAAUGUAUUCCAUCUACGGGCAAGAUUACUCUCCAGGACCAUUCUUUCGGUUUCGAAUGGAGUUGUGUUUUCAACACUCUAGAUUCAUUACAUGACUGUGAGGAAUAA
This is a messenger RNA of Ochlerotatus camptorhynchus, 3536 nucleotides long. It is a transcript of the gene Dna2, whose product is annotated as DNA replication helicase/nuclease 2. Gene Ontology annotation, cellular component: cytoplasm. The coding region runs from base 123 to 3536 and encodes 1137 amino acids. Gene Ontology annotation, biological process: replication fork reversal. The record is from RefSeq and is a predicted model, not a curated record. Gene Ontology annotation, molecular function: single-stranded DNA helicase activity; 5'-flap endonuclease activity. NCBI's taxonomy places the organism in Eukaryota, Metazoa, Arthropoda, Insecta, Diptera, Culicidae. The transcript has 10 exons.